Anisakis simplex (herring worm) is the source of this 633-nucleotide messenger RNA. The record is from the annotation of a GenBank genome assembly. Lineage: Eukaryota; Metazoa; Nematoda; Chromadorea; Rhabditida; Anisakidae.
AUGAUGUUCAUGAANUUGUUGUUGUGGUUGCAGACAAACGAUAUGACCAAAGCAUUUAUUGGACGUCCAGCACCGCCAUUCACAGCAGAUGCAGUUGUAAACGGUGACUUCAAAACAAUUUCGUUGAACGACUACAAAGGCGCUUAUUUGGUUCUUUUCUUCUAUCCGGCCGAUUUUACGUUCGUGUGUCCAACCGAAAUAAUCGCCUUCUCGGAUAGACUCGACGAGUUCAAGGCUCUCAAAUGCGCAGUGGUCGCUGCAUCGACAGACUCAAAAUUCUCACAUUUCGCCUGGAUUAGUCAGCCAAGAAAGGAGGGUGGACUUGGUGAUAUGCGUAUUCCGGUGAUGGCUGAUCCCACCCAACAGAUCAGUCGUGAUUACGGAGUAUUGAAAGAGGAUGAGGGUGUAGCGUACAGAGGAUUGUUCAUAAUCGAUGGUAAGGGAAUAAUUCGGCAAAUUACCAUUAACGAUUUGCCGAUUGGUCGAUCCGUUGAUGAGACUGUGCGUCUCAUUCAAGCACUUCAGUACACGGAUGAGCAUGGCGAGGUUUGCCCAGCUGGAUGGAAACCUGGUCAAGACACUAUGAAAGCGGAUCCAAAAGGAAGCAAGAAAUACUUCGCGAAACAAAAAUAA